Molecule: messenger RNA, 2407 nt
Organism: Lampris incognitus (smalleye Pacific opah)
Lineage: Eukaryota; Metazoa; Chordata; Actinopteri; Lampriformes; Lampridae
Gene: hcar1-3
Product: hydroxycarboxylic acid receptor 1-3
Exons: 2
Coding region: 1116-2207 (363 amino acids)
Biological process (GO): G protein-coupled receptor signaling pathway
Cellular component (GO): membrane
Molecular function (GO): G protein-coupled receptor activity
Source: RefSeq, a predicted model, not a curated record
AUCCAUUCAGGCUUAUAAAGCCUUUGCACUUCAUCAAUUCACAGACAUCCGUCCUGACAGGUGAGUAGUGAGCACCGGCUGAAUAACUGUGGCAUCUAUAAAAAACAAGAUUACUUGUGCAUGUACAUCACAUGAAUUGUGUCAAAUUUAACAAGAGAAUGAGUAAUUGGAGUAAUUAUAGCAUUAAUGCUGUCUGACUGUGUGGUGUGCUGUAUUUUGUGAUAACCCUUUUUCCAACAUUGACUAAUCUAAUAAUAAUUAUUAUUAUUAAUAAUAAUACUAACAAUAAUUAUCUGAAUAAUAAUUGACUAAUUUUCUAAUAUUGUCUCGGUAUGUGCUCCAGAUAACAUAUUUUGAAUUAAAAGUAAAACAGAAUUAUUUUUAUUUGAAUGCAGAAGCAGAUUUCUUUCUAAAUUCAUUUGAAUUAUGUCAGCGUUUCUGAACAAAUUCCAAGUUAAGAUUACGAGCAAUAUAUUUCAGGUGUGGUACGUAUCAUUUGAACUUCAUUUUACCUGUAAUUUAGUUUUUCUUUUAAGUCAUAUGUAACGAGGCAAAUCUUUUUUUUUCAUGUGAUCAAUAAUAUUACACGUAAGUCAAUAUGUGGACUCGGUGAAUGAUUACACGAUGAUUUAAACAUUUUUUUAAUCAAAGGAAAAGUUAAAUGUUUCAAUUUACUUCAUUCAGUCUUUAUCCAAGUCAAUUUUCUUCAGCUUUAAACUCACAAGUGUCAAUAAAGUCCUGUUUUGUAGUUUUAAUCCAAUAUCAGCUCAGCAAUGUUUGCAAGUGCACGAAAGGUCAUCAAGAGUAUGCUCUUGACUCGUGAAAAAAGAGGAACUAAUGCAACUACUAUUUGUUACUUUUGACCAGAUUUUUCAUAAUUCUGCCUGCAGAAAACCCCCAGAAAUAAGGAAGGUCGGAAAGCGGAAGCAUCAGAUUUCCUGAACAUCUCGGCUCGAAACUUUCCUCUGUGUCGCCAUAAAGUCCACUUAAACUCUUACUUUGCUGGCAACGAAAGCUUUGUAGAUACACGGCACCUCCCCAGUUGAGCUUUCUGUCUUACAGAUAAAUUAAAAUACCUCCACUUUGGUUUGCCCAAACAUAAUUUCCUUGCCAAAAUGGAGGGGGAAGCCAGUAUCUUCGCCACCAAGAUGCCCACUAGCAUACCACUCUCCACUAACCAGACCUCUAGUGUUGGUUGCCCGCCAGUCGGUAUACACCUGGAGGGACUGAUCCUGCCUCCCAUCCUGACCAUUGAUGUCAUAUUAGGGCUGCUGGGAAACUUAGUUGCCCUGUGGAUCUUCUGCUUCCGAAUGAAGGUCUGGAACCCAAACACCCUGUUCCUCAUCAACCUGGUAAUCGCUGACUUCCUGGUUUUGGUGAGCCUGCCACUGAGGAUUGAUGCCUUGCUUAGAGGAUACUGGGUGUUCGGGGAUGGCUUGUGCCGGAUCAACCUCUUCUUGAUGUUCAGCAACCGCUCGGCCAGCAUUGGCCUCAUGACUGUAAUAGCGAUCUACCGCUACUUUAAGGUUGUCCACCCUCACCACCGCCUCAACCGCAUGACCAAGAGGCAGGCUGGGUACGUACCGGCGUUCAUCUGGCUGCUGGUGAUUGGGCCGCGGGUCCCCAUGCUGGCCUUCAACCACAUUAAGGGCAGUGGCGCCAAAACCCAGUGUUUCUUCUUCACGUCAUACAAGGAGGCAUCCCGAGCCAUCAUCGUCCUCGUCGGCAUGCACAGGAUCCUGUCCGUGCUGGAGUUUUUGUUCCCGCUGGCCCUGCUGCUGUUCUGCUCUGCCCGGAUCUCUUGUAUCCUGAGACAGCGGAAGAUGAGCAAAGCCCAGAACGUGCGCAGGGCGAUGCGCGUGUGCGCCGUGAUCGUUGCCGUGUUCUUCAUCUGUUUCCUACCUGGGACGGUGACAACGGCCGGCCUGUGGAUCAUCGCUUCAAACCGUCCAUUGGACUGUGCCUCCUUCUACACGUUCACCCAGCUGACUAUCGUCUCUUUUGGUCUGAACUUCCUGAACUCUGCCCUCGAUCCUGUCAUCUACUGCUUCUCCAGCUCCAUGUUCCGCAACGCCCUCCGGGACUCGCUGCCCAAGGCGCUGCGCUGCGGCGAGAAGGGAGACGGCGAGGCGGCAACGUCCACAUCAGGAACUCGGUCGACUGAAGGACAGGAACUCAAAUCUAUGGCAGCAGUGGAAAAAAAGUGAGGCAAUGUAAAAAAAAAAAAAAAGACAAAAAAACUUUAACAACAACAGCAAACAUAGAAAUAAUACAUAAACAGAACUUAAGACUAAAAAUGAAAACAGUAGGCAAGCUAUUGUUAUCAAGGCAGUGGUUCUCAUGCCGGUCUUCAGGUACAAACUGCUGGUUUUCUCUUCCACCAUAUAGUUACACUCACCUGUUGUUU